Molecule: messenger RNA, 1811 nt
Organism: Selaginella moellendorffii
Lineage: Eukaryota; Viridiplantae; Streptophyta; Lycopodiopsida; Selaginellales; Selaginellaceae
Product: pyrophosphate--fructose 6-phosphate 1-phosphotransferase subunit beta
Exons: 16
Coding region: 46-1728 (560 amino acids)
Biological process (GO): glycolytic process; response to glucose; fructose 6-phosphate metabolic process
Cellular component (GO): cytosol
Molecular function (GO): 6-phosphofructokinase activity; ATP binding; diphosphate-fructose-6-phosphate 1-phosphotransferase activity
Source: RefSeq, a predicted model, not a curated record
GGGGGUAGGGCUCCGCUAUUGAGAGAGGAGCGGCACAGCGCAGCGAUGACGAUCGCAUUGAUGAAUGGAGGAGCCAAGCGAUCCUGCAGUCGCGAGGUCUCGGUCUACAGCCCCGUCCAGAGCUCCAGGCUCGACUACAAGCCGCCAAUGCCAUCGGUGCUCGAGGGGCAUUUCAAGGUCGAGCAUGGCUCGUCCACCUCCGCUGCUGGAGACGCUGGCGCCAUCGCUCAGCUGUUUCCAAAGCUUUUUGGGCAGCCAUCAGUGCACAUUGUCCCUUGUGCUGCCGCGGCCUUCAAGGAGGAGGUGAAAUUGAGAAUUGGGGUCGUUCUUUCUGGUGGUCAGGCUCCUGGUGGCCAUAAUGUGAUUGCUGGACUUUUCGAUUACCUGCAAAAGCAUGCACCGGGAAGCUUGUUGCUUGGCUUUCGUGGAGGACCUGCUGGGAUCAUGAGGUGCAAGUACGUCGAGAUUACCUCGGAGUUUUUGUAUCCGUAUCGGAACCAGGGAGGCUUCGAUAUCAUCUGCAGCGGUCGAGACAAGAUUGAGACACCUGAGCAGUUCAAGCAAGCGGAAGACACGGCUGUGAAGCUCGACUUGGACGGCAUUGUAGUUAUUGGUGGGGACGACUCCAACACGAAUGCCUGCCUUCUUGCGGAGUAUUUCAGAGCAAGGAACCUGAAAACUCAUGUUAUCGGAUGCCCAAAGACUAUUGAUGGUGAUCUUAAGAGCAAGGAAGUGCCGAUUAGUUUCGGAUUCGACACAGCCUGCAAGAUAUAUGCAGAAAUGAUUGGGAACAUCAUGGUCGACGCACGUUCUACGGGAAAAUACUACCACUUUGUCCGCCUUAUGGGACGUGCAGCCUCACACAUAACUUUAGAGUGUGCUCUGCAGACGCACCCAAAUGUCGCUCUUAUCGGUGAAGAGGUAUCCGUGAAGAAGCAGACUUUGCGGCAAGUGACGAACUCUAUCACUGAUACAAUAUGUAAGAGGGCUGAGAAUGGUCAGCACUAUGGCGUGAUACUUAUCCCUGAGGGGCUGAUUGAUUUUAUUCCAGAGAUUCAGCACUUGAUCUCGGAGUUGAACGAGAUUUUGGCCAGCGGUACAGUGGAUGAAGAGGGACAUUGGAGGCACAAAUUGUCCCCCCAGUGUCAUGCUCUGUUCGACUCAUUGCCACAUAGCAUCCAAGAGGAACUGCUCUUGGAGCGUGAUCCCCAUGGGAACGUUCAGGUUGCCAAAAUCGAAACCGAGAAAAUGUUGAUUUCCAUGGUGGAAACUGAGUUAUUGCGGAGAAAACAAGAAGGAUCAUACACUGGAAGCUUCAAGGGGCAGUCUCACUUCCUCGGAUAUGAAGGCCGGUGUGGUCUACCGACAAAUUUUGAUUCAACUUACUGCUAUGCGUUGGGCUAUGCCGCAGGAGCGCUCCUUCAUGCUGGACAGACAGGAUUGAUUGCCUCGGUGGGAAAUUUGUCAGCCUCUUCAAAAGACUGGACUGUGGGAGGGACGGCAUUGACAUCAUUGAUGGAUGUUGAGAGACGGAGAGGCAAGAACAAGCCUGUGAUAAAGAAAGCCAUGGUGGAACUUGAUGGUGCGCCUUUCAAGAAAUUUGCCUCCGUGCGAGAUAAAUGGGCUGUGGAAGAUGAUUAUCGUAGUCCAGGUCCGAUCCAAUUCUCUGGUCCAACCGCGGAAGAGACUAACUACACGCUGAAGCUGGAGCUGGGCGUAAGCUGCUAAAAAAAUCAUAUAUUUUUUUCACUGACUUGGUAAAUAACAAUGUGCUGUGAUAUUGAAAAUAAUUCUGAGGCCAUUCUAUUCCA